Molecule: messenger RNA, 721 nt
Organism: Arvicanthis niloticus (Nile rat)
Lineage: Eukaryota; Metazoa; Chordata; Mammalia; Rodentia; Muridae
Source: RefSeq, a predicted model, not a curated record
GGGCGCUCGGCGGCGCGCGGCACGGCAGGAACAUGGCGCGCGGGAGCGGUGCACGCGCCUAGCUGGCGGGACCGUUAGCUCUAGGCAGACGCCGACGGGCCCCGCGGGGAUGGAACAGCCGCCGCCUCUGGCGCCCGAGCCGGCCUCGGCGCGGAGCCGCAGGCGGCGGGAGCCGGAGUCUCCGCCGGCGCCGAUUCCUCUCUUUGGUGCUAAGACUAUUGUCCAGAGAAGUCCUGAUGAACCAGCACUGAGCAAAGCUGAAUUUGUUGAGAAAGUUCGUCAGAGUAACCAGGCCUGUCAUGAUGGAGACUUCCACACAGCUAUUGUUUUGUACAAUGAAGCCCUGGCAGUUGACCCUCAGAACUGCAUUUUGUAUAGCAACAGAUCUGCAGCCUACAUGAAAACCCAGCAGUACCACAAGGCGCUGGAUGAUGCAAUCAAAGCCCGGCUCCUCAACCCCAAAUGGCCAAAGACCCAGCAAGGAAUCAGUUGGAGAAGAAUAUGAUUAUUAUCAGUCAUCUCCCAUGCCAACGUUGUAUAAAAAGUUUUAAUCAUGCUGGCAAGACCAUGAAGAAUUGCCAAGAAUAUAUUUAAAGCCAACUGAAUGAGAAAAAGGUCUAGGAAAUGGAGGAUGGAAGUGAGGUUAAUUGGGAAUUAAGCAAAUAAUACAUGUUAAGACAGCAGUUUGUAUAUUCAUAUUUAAAUUAAAUAAAGGCUUCGU